CAACGGCGAUGACAAAACAAAAGACAACGGCGAUGACAAAACAAAAGACAACGGCCAUGACAAAACGCCAGACAACGGCCAUGACAAAACGCCAGACAACGGCGAUGACAAAACGCCAGACAACGGCGAUGACAAAACGCCAGACAACGGCGAUGACAAAACGCCAGACAACGGCGAUGACAAAACGCCAGACAACGGCGAUGACAAAACGCCAGACAACGGCGAUGACAAAACGCCAGACAACGGCGAUGACAAAACGCCAGACAACGGCGAUGACAAAACGCCAGACAACGGCGAUGACAAAACGCCAGACAGCGGCGAUGACAAAACGCCAGACAACGGCGAUGACAAAACGCCAGACAACGGCGAUGACAAAAUGCCAGACAACGGCGAUGACAAAACAGCAGACGAUGGCGAUGCGAAAACAGCAGACAACAGCGAUGAGAAAAAAAAAGAUGAUGGCAAUGAGAAAACUGCGGACAACAGCGAUGAGAAAAAAAAAGACGAUGGCGGUGAGAAAACAACAGACAACAGCAAUGAGGAAACAACAGAAAAAGACGUCAGUGAGAAAAAUUCAGAAGAUGUCGCUAAUGAGAAAGAAACAGACAAAAAGGACGAAAGUGAGAAAAAAACAGAAGAGAAGAAGCCAGAAGAGGACAGCAGAGAUGGGAAAAUGGGGGAGGAAAGUCAUCAGUAUAAUGCACCUGGAAUGAAGGACGACACAGAAAGCAGUCAUUUCUUUGCCUACCUUGUCUUUACAGCUGUGCUGGUGGCAGUGCUUUACAUCACUUACCACAACAAGCGGAAGAUCAUUGCCUUUGUUUUGGAGGGAAAGAGAUCCAGAUCUACACGUCGACCUAAAUCUACAGAAUACCAGAAGCUGGAACAACAUAUGUGAUCUCAAGUCGUUUUUGUGAAGCCAUUGCCUGGAGCAGCUGAAUACACUUUAGGUUGUGUGAGAAGGGGGCGAGUACAUACAGGCAUUAGUUUUUUUUCUUGGUGUCCUCUGCAUUGAUCUCACCUUGAUUUAAAUGGACAUUGUUCUAUUUUGUACCUUUAGAUGCUUAUUGCAUGACUAUGCAGAUUAAAUUGUUGCCUUAUUGAGGGACUUGGUGAAAUGCAGUGAGGGUUAAAUAAGCAUGUUGUUUUUGCACUUGUGUCGUUAUUCCACUUUAUUAGGCAAUCUUGUAAUUUGACCUGACUAAGGUCCUGACUCAGGAUAUUUCAGUAGCAGAUGAAAAGAAUAGCUGUUUGGAUUCCAGCCUUGUUUGUACAGUGCAUUAGUCAUUGCACUGUGUACCUAAAGAAGCCAUUUGAAUCCUUGUAAAAUACUGAUUGUGUAGAGUUUCUGUGUGGAUGUUUUAAAUGUCUGUUAGUUAAAUGUAUCCAGAUUCUUAUUUAGAUGUGCUAAAGUAUCACAGUGGGGUUUCUGCUCAAAACCAUAUGGUGUUGGCCAGAUGAAUGUAAUAGCAACCUUUAUUUUUCCGAAUGAGAUGCUUGCUCAGUGCUCACCCACUUCAGCUUCUUAAAAGGCAGAGAUUGAAAAAUUCUGAGACUUGGAUGAAAAGAUCAACACUCUCAUAGUCGUUAGUAAAACAGCCUACUGCCGCUUAGCAAGCCAGACGCUGUCAGUAGGUCACAAAAUCUGCCUUCCAGCACCUUUAAAGUCUGUGAAUUACCAUUUAUAUUUCUUUUGUUCAAUAAAUACAAAAACUCAAGUGUUAAAAUGAUAUGUUGCAGUUUUACAAGGGGCUACGUGUUGGACUAUUUCUUGAGCUGGAGCAUUUAUGCUAAGCUAAACUAGCCAUCUACUGGCCAUAGCUUCAUUGUUGGCGUACAAAUACAAGAGUGGUGUUGAUCUUCUCAUCUCACUCUCUGCAAAAAAGGGAACAAGCAUGUCUCCCAAAAUGUUGAACUAGUCCAUUCAAAUACAACUAAGUAACACAUGUUGGGUACACAUGUAAAUGUCCUUCAUUUUAUCCAGAGUGAAUAUGAUGCAAAGCAACCUGCAUGGUGUAGCUGACCGUGUUACAGUGUUGGUUAUUUGUAAACUGUCAGUCUAGUUAUUAUGUUUGCCCAGCACCUCUGUGACCAGUUAUUCCUCUAACUUAUUACUUGUUGCUUUGCAUUGAAACUGUAGUCUGAAAUGUUGAUUGAUUUAACCAAAAAAGUAUUUUGUAAGAGGAACCUGGCCAACGACUGUGUUGUUUUGACUGUUGGGAGUGCACUAUUGGAAAGUAAUGUCUGGGGAUAGGUGACCACUAAUACAUUAGAUUUAAACUGUCCUCUAGAGUCGAUGUGUGUGUUGAUGUUUAGAGAUGACAGACUUGUGCCAAAUUGUGAAUGAUUUUUACUGUGAUUCAAUGUGUAACUGUUGUAUUGUGCCUGUUUCAUAAAUUAAUAUAUUUUUACUGGGUCAUAAUCCAUGGAGAGCCCUGUCUGUAGAGAAAGGAAAAGAGAUAUAAUCAAAAUCAAAGUCCAUAUUGUGUCCCAAAAAUAUAUUUCUAUUGUGAGAUCUGGAAAGAAAAUUCUUGUUUUUUUUAACAUGAGUGAAAAAGCAUAGUUACAAUAUAGAAGUUUAAUGACCUUGUAGCUAAAUAAUUAGGUAUACAGUAUUUAUUUCAUUUUGUUAGGAAUGGCUGUCCAUAAAGACGAACUGUUGUCCUUCAAAUGUUUCUUUGCCAAACCAAUUCAGAUGACUAUUGAUUCUAAAAUAAAUGCUUUUUGUACUUUGCAGCCUCAGAUGAGUUGGAUUCCCAAAUUUUCCUUAACUGUCACAGCUGCUUCAGUGAUUCGAGGCCUGACAAUCGGUGGUAAAAGACGUAUUCAGAUACUGUACACAAAAGCAAAAGAUAACAACGCGACCAUGUAAAAAGAAUCCAGUGCAAAUAAAACACAUUGCAUUCAAAAUCCUUCAAACCAUUAAAUGUAAAAAAAAAAAA
Seriola dumerili (greater amberjack) is the source of this 2942-nucleotide messenger RNA. RefSeq names its product trans-golgi network protein 2 (gene tgoln2). Bases 377 to 898 code for a protein of 173 amino acids. The record is from RefSeq and is a predicted model, not a curated record. NCBI's taxonomy places the organism in Eukaryota, Metazoa, Chordata, Actinopteri, Carangiformes, Carangidae. The transcript has 3 exons.